Messenger RNA from Brassicogethes aeneus, 2271 nucleotides. The record is from the annotation of a GenBank genome assembly. NCBI's taxonomy places the organism in Eukaryota, Metazoa, Arthropoda, Insecta, Coleoptera, Nitidulidae.
UAUUUAUCGGUUAGUUGAAAACAGACAAUCUGCGAUUUGUGUUUAUAAGCUUUAAGGUCUACGUAAUUAAUUAUUUGUUUGUAUUCAAUGUGUAAGUGUAGACUGUGACCAAAAAUGAUUCCAAGAUGAGUAUUAGUGGUUAACAAGUUUCCCAUUCAUAAAAAGGUCGCACAUUUAAAUUAUUAAGUUAUAAAUAACAGUGAAGAGCUAUGAGUGAUUUCAAACCCAAGUUUGUUAAACCAUCAGACACAUCGAGCUUCCUAGAUAGAAACGAAUCUUCGGUUGCAGAGUCUACUCAUUUUGUAUUUAAUAAACAUUUAUCUCAAAGUAUCCAAACUCAGCGACAAAGAUUGCCCAUAUUUAACAACAGAAAUCAUAUUUUAUAUUUGUUGGAGAAGUUUCAAACAUUAGUUUUGGUUGGGGAGACUGGAUGUGGGAAAAGCACUCAAAUACCUCAGUUCAUGAUAGAGGCUGACUGGCCGGGUCAGAUAGGAAUAUGCGAGCCUCGAAGGGUGGCUGCCAUAUCUCUGGCAAACCGGGUGGCUGACGAAACAGGAACUUUUGUGCAGGGGGACACAGUGGGCUAUGCUGUUAGAUUCGAUGCUUGCACUAACAAACCCAAAAUUAAGUAUAUGACUGAGGGCAUUUUAAUAAGAGAAAUGAUGACAGACCCCCUUAUGAAAAACUAUGCUGCCAUAAUGUUGGAUGAAGUACAUGAAAGAAGCAUGUAUACAGAUAUUUUAAUGGGACUUAUGAAGAAAAUCCUGAGGAAACGGAGGGAAUUAAGAUUGAUAGUAACUUCCGCCACCUUAGAUGCUAAGGAACUGCAUGAUUUUUUUAAUGAGAAUAAUACUGGGAACCCCAAAAAAGAUACAGCUGUUAUCAUGAGUGUAGAAGGAAGGCAGUUUCCUGUAGAAAUAUAUUAUGCUGCAGAACCUGUUCCUUGCUAUAUUCAAGCCUCAGUGGACACAGCUGUUAAGAUCAACAGCUCAAAAAGCGAAGGCGACAUUCUUAUAUUCCUGACAGGUCAAGAGGAAGUAGAUAGAGCUGUUAGAUUGCUAAAUGAACAUGCGGCAAUAAUAGAAAAUUCCAACGGUAAAAAUAAAUUGGAAGUGUUGCCCAUGUACGGAUCGUUACCGUAUCACGAGCAAUUGAAAGUUUUUAAAUCUGCACCCUUGGGUCACAGAAAAGUUGUUGUGGCCACCAAUGUUGCCGAAACUUCGAUUACUAUACCUGGAAUAGUUCAUGUUAUUGAUUGUGGUUUUGUAAAAAUGAGAUGGUUCAACUGUGAAACGCACACGGACAGUCUAAUAACUUUACCAAUAAGCAAAUCUUCAGCUGAUCAAAGAGCUGGCAGAGCUGGAAGAAUGAGAACAGGAAAAGUGUUAAGACUUUACAACGAAGAGUUCGCAUCAAAAUUGGCAGACAACACCCCACCGGAGAUAGUAAGAACGAACCUGACAUACGCCGUCCUCCAGUUAAAAGCUCUAGGAAUCAGUAACGUGGUGAAAUUCAAAUUUCCCAGCCCGCCUCCAAUAGAAAACCUAAAGAGCGCCCUGGAAAUCCUCUACGCGUUGGACGCAAUCGAUAUAAAAGGAAAUCUCACCAAACCUCUCGGUUACCACAUGUCCGAGUUCGCUUUGGAUCCGCUCUACGCCAAAGUGCUUUUAAGCUCCGGCGAAUUCGGUUGCUCCGAGGAAAUUCUUACGAUCAUCUCGAUGCUACAAGUGGAGGUUAUUUUCACGAAACCCUCGUCUGGCAAAUCCAGCAUCAAUGCUAGAAUACAAAAGAGGCUGUUUGAAGUGGAAGAGGGCGAUCUUAUUACGUAUUUAAAUGUCUAUAACGGGUUUUUGCAAAGCGAUAUGGCCAGAGAGUUUUGCCAUAAAAACUUUUUGAAUUAUAAAUCAUUAAAGAGAGUUGUGGAAAUCCGGAGCAGGUUGCAAAAAGUCCUAAAGAACUAUGAUAUACCCAUAGUAUCCUGUCAAAGAUCUACUGAGACAGUAAACAAAUGUAUAGUAAAUGGCCUUUUUCCCAAUGCAGCAUAUCUCCAUGGCAGUGGAGUGUAUAAGACUGUUCGAGGUGAUAUUGAAUUGUAUGUGCACCCUGAUAGUGUUUUAUAUACAAUAAAACAGCCCCAAUGGGUUGUAUUUUGUGAAGUGGUGCACACAACCAAAUUGUACAUGAGGGAUAUAACAGUAAUCCAAAGUGAUUGGUUGUUAGAAUUAGCGCCACAUUUCUACUACAAAACCUAUUUGGAAUAAAUGAAAAUGC